CGCCAGGGAGAGGAAGCAGUCAGUGCAGUGGUAGCAGCGAAGAAAGUCAAAGCAAGAGCCGGAGCACUCACACAGGCAGGCGGAGAAAAACAUGGUGCUUGGGUUGCGAUGGUGUGCGCGCUCAACGUGGUUACCAACGGCAACCGCGUCCAUACACGGCACGCUGUGGGAAGGUUCACCAACACUUUCAACGAUGGUCGAAGAAGAGACAAGGUGCGAUCGAUCAACAGACACGAAGAACGAGAACGGAGCCGGCGGCAGCGGUGGAUUGCUCUUUAGUGUAGGAACAUUUUUCACCCGUCGUCCGGACAGCCCGUUCAGUGGCGUACGAGGCGUUGCAUCGAUCAGUUGGGUCGGGUUCGGUGUCCCACCGUGUUGUGUGAUUCCAGGGAUAGUUGCUGGUGGGUAGCAAUCCUGAACACCAAGUGCAGGAAGAGCGUCGGGCCGCGCGCGGCACCUUAAUUAAUCUUGUCCGGGAUAGCCGAGCCGGGCACACAUGUAGGUUUCUUCGCUUGUUUGUUGGAGUUAUCUGUGAUAGAAGGGUCGAGGGAGCACGUGAGGAAAGAGCAGCAAGUGCAAUGGACGUGUGAAUGAGUGAAAUCGAGAAGGCGAAGCACGUGUUCGGUGUUCGUUAACUCCUCCUGACCACCCGGAGUCGUUAUUGGUGAUGUUCCUUGCGGCAACUGGUUCAGAAGAAGCCAUGGAAGCCUAAUUAGUGUGAGAACAAUCAAGCCUACGGCAAAGUGUGUUACCCAGUGAACGAAGAAUCAAUCAUUGAAGCAUCCUCAAUCAAGUAGUGCAAGAAGAAAUCUAAGUGAGUUAAAAUGUUGGUGCCACCGGAGAUGAUUGCCGUGCAAUCGAAGCUCAUCUAUCAGAUGAACAAAUACUGCGCCGAUCGGGUCCAGGCCCGAAAGGCUCAAAUCCACAAAACAAUCCAGGAAGUUUGCCGGGUGGUGCAGGAUGUACUCAAAGAAGUGGAAGUUCAGGAACCUCGUUUCAUAUCUUCGCUGAACGACUAUAACGGACGGUUCGAUGGAUUGGAAGUCGUUUCGCCGACGGAGUUCGAAAUCAUAAUCUACCUCAACCAGAUGGGCGUCCUGAACUUCGUGGACGACGGUACCUUGCCGGGGUGCGCAGUCCUCAAACUGAGCGACGGUCGAAAACGUUCCAUGUCGCUGUGGGUGGAGUUUAUCACGGCUUCCGGUUACCUGUCCGCUCGUAAGAUACGUUCCCGCUUCCAGACUCUGGUGGCCCAGGCUUGUGAUAAGUGUGCGUACCGGGAUUCGGUCAAGAUGAUUGCCGACACCACCGAAGUCAAACUGCGGAUACGGGAACGGAUUAUAGUACAAAUCACGCCGGCGUUCAAAUGUGCCGGACUAUGGCCACGGUCGGCGUCACAUUGGCCGCUGCCGCAGAUACCGUGGCCACAUCCGAACAUCGUGUCGGAGGUCAAAACCGAAGGUUUCGAUAUGCUGUCGAAGGAGUGUAUAGCGCUACAGGGGAAGAACUCGGCGAUGGAAGGCGAUGCGUGGGUGCUUAGUUUUACCGAGGCGGAGAAUAAACUAUUACAAGGUGGCUGCCGGCGGCGAUGUCUCAGCAUCCUGAAAACCCUGCGCGAUCGGCACCUGGACCUGCCGGGCAAUCCGGUCACCUCGUACAUCAUGAAAACCCUGCUGCUGUACGAGUGCGAGAAGCACCCGCGCGAAAUGGAGUGGGACGAGAACUGUAUGGGCGACCGGAUCAACGGUAUCUUCCUGCAGCUGAUCUCGUGCUUGCAGUGCCGCCGAUGUCCGCACUACUUCCUGCCCAAUAUGGACCUGUUCAAGGGGAAAUCCCCGGGGGCGCUGGAAAAUGCCUCCAAGCAGGUCUGGCGACUGACUAGGAUUAUGCUCACCAACUCGCGGUGUCUGGAGGAGUUGUAAUUUGGGGGGUUGCGGGCGAGGGUGAUUGCGUGGAAUGAGGGUUUGAGGGAAUGAGGGAGCGAGUGUUUCGUACUAGUUAAUGGCAAAAGUCCUCUAAAUUAUUCGACAAAAAACUACUCAGUAUACUUGUAUUAAGGUGUAAUGAACCCGUACGUAAAACUAUUAAUCUCUAAACGAACGCAUAAAUUAAAUAACUUAUGUCUAACCAAUUGAGAAAUCGACGUAUACCUACUGUUAGUGGAUAAGCAAAACAAGAAAUCAGAUGUAAGUAGAAGACAAAUUGAAUGAAAAAUCAAAAUUAUCAUGAAAAUAAACCAAUUUUAAUCGAA
Molecule: messenger RNA, 2251 nt
Organism: Aedes albopictus (Asian tiger mosquito)
Lineage: Eukaryota; Metazoa; Arthropoda; Insecta; Diptera; Culicidae
Gene: mab-21
Product: protein mab-21
Exons: 2
Coding region: 825-1922 (365 amino acids)
Source: RefSeq, a predicted model, not a curated record